Pseudomassariella vexata is the source of this 2617-nucleotide messenger RNA. RefSeq lists its product as uncharacterized. The record is from RefSeq and is a predicted model, not a curated record. The coding region runs from base 494 to 2323 and encodes 609 amino acids. Lineage: Eukaryota; Fungi; Ascomycota; Sordariomycetes; Amphisphaeriales; Pseudomassariaceae. The transcript has 3 exons. Gene Ontology annotation, molecular function: nucleic acid binding; exonuclease activity. Gene Ontology annotation, biological process: rRNA processing; ribosomal large subunit assembly. Gene Ontology annotation, cellular component: nucleus.
UGCUGCUUCCCACGUCUGUUUGUCGACCUCAAAAGUGUUUGGUCAGCCUCUGAGACGUUUGAUAAUGCAAACUACCUAGAUUCGCAGUCAUUUUUCUCUGCUGUUCGGAAACAAAUCAAUGCAGAUAGGCAGGCGCCGAAAAGUUUUUGUCCGAAGAGGCAAGUAGCUGAGCCACACGAAAUUGACAAACGCCCAUAGGUCGAGCACCACACCAAUCGGCCACCAGUCCUGACCUGAGACCAGCUGAACCUCGGAGCUCUUUACCUACAACACAUUCCAGAACUCCUGGCAUUGGUCACGUAGCUGCCUCAGAUAUGGCAUCUGCCUAACUUUGGACACUCACAUGCCUAUGUAAAGUGUAUAUCUCACCGCAUCUUUUUGCCUGCAAGUUGCAACGCCUACGGGGAGUCACUAUUGACAAUUUGCACCUUCCAUUACUGCAACAUAAUAACUCUCAGGCUCGAGUGCGACAUCAGAGCUCGGUAUAACCAACAUGGAUUCCCACAAUAACGCCUUUCGUUGCGAAGACUGCAAUGCUUCGUUCCCCACGCGACCUCGUGCAGCUCAGCAUGCCGGACUCACAAGACACAUGAGUAGUCGGCACUGUUACCUCUGCCAGAAACUAUUUGAUCACCCCAGGUCCUUGAAACAGCAUGAGAAGUCAUCACCUCGUCAUAACACGUCACUAUUUCAAAGCCACACAUUGAGAGAGCAACAGCGGCCCAGUUACCAACCGUAUCCUGAGAGCACCGAUACUUCUGAUUCAGCAGCAGCUGCUGAAACACAUCGGCAACAGAGAAUAGCCACGCCAACAUUAGCCACGGGUGAUGGUGCUACUGAAACCAUCAUAUCGGUACACAAGGCCAUAACAAGCACCAAUGAAACGGGAGUGACUAGAAACUCUGCGCUUAACAAGUCAUCACCUGAUUCUGCACCGCGAGUUUACCAUACAGAACACCCUCACGUCACCCGAAGCUCGCUCGUUCCAUCUCAACCUGGAAUAAUCAGGACUGCCACACGCCGACGGACCAAAGCACAAGCGAGCAGUGUAACUCCCUCAACUACUGAACUUGCAAUGCACCCUGGCACUACAGCAUUACAGCCAAAAGCAUCUAACACCCUUCCACAAAUGGCGAGGGCGCUAUCUACAAUUUCACGCGACGACACCGAGUCACUUUCAUAUUCCCAACUGGCAAACGACCAGAAUGAGAAGGAACCCCAAAAAGCGUCGUCGCCGGAGCCGCCCCUCCCUGCGCCUACAUUCAUUACUUAUCCUACUCUGCAAAUUCUCCCGAUUAACCACCAAACUCAUGGAAAAAACCAAUACACGCUUUAUUCCGAGUUCGACCAAGGAGUUCUUUUCGAAGCCCUGCUACUACGUUGCCACACCCGGGGGAGGUUAACGGCCAAUAGGUUCAUCCUUCCAGGCCAGUCGGAGAGGGAACGGAUAGUUAUCCCGAAAGGAAUGAAAGAAUCUGAUUUUCAAUCUUCUCCAGCGCGAUCCCGGCUUCAAGUCAAACGAAAAGUUGUUGCUUUGGACUGUGAAAUGGUCGGGAUCUUGCACCGAGAGGGUGACGACACAACCGAAAUUAGCGAAUUGGCUCAGCUGUGUGCUGUGGAUGUCCUUACUGGGGAGACACUCAUCAAUAAAUUUGUUUGCCCGUACGUCAGAGUUUCUAAUUGGAGGACGAGGUACAGUGGAAUCACACCAGCCGCAAUGUCAUGGGCAAACAAGAAUGGGGAGUCACUACGCGGCUGGCGUGCUGCACGAGAGGAACUACUGAAGUACAUCGACUCUGAAACCAUUCUUAUCGGCCACAGCAUGACAAACGACCUCAAAAUUCUGCGUCUUGUCCAUGGCAAAGUUAUAGACACGUCACUGCAGACCGCAGAGGUCGUGCAUGGCGAUGGUGACAAACUGCGCCGAAUUUGGAGUCUCAAAGAGCUCGCCAAGGUGUUGCUGGGCAUGAACAUUCAAGUCGGCAAGAAAGGUCACGACUGCCUCGAAGACACACUAGCCACGCGUGAAAUAGCACUCUGGUGCCUUCGCUUCCCCCAAGAACUGGAGACAUGGGCAUUGACGAUGAGGGAAAUGCUCGAGUGCCAGCGUAUUGAGAGGGAGAAGAAGCUUGCAGAGGAGAGGAAAACCCACGAGGAGGAGAAAAAGAAACGCGAAGCCGAGGAGGCAGAGGAAAAGAGGCGUGAAGCUGAAGAAUAUGUCAAGAAGGCGGCGUGGUAUUACGAUCUCUUCUAUCGAAGCCCUGGGGCUGAACCUGAUUCUGGAGACGAGGCAUACGAGGUCGAACACUGCGCCACCGGUUAGUGAGCUACCCUACAAGGAGUUUUCGGUGAGUAUUGAGCUGAGAUGGGUCUUCCGGGACCUGGGGUACUUGGAUCGUUAUAUUUAUCACAGGAAACAUACCGUUUGUUCAUAUCCCUGGACAAAAAGCUUGGAGCUUCUAGCGUGUAUAGGGACUAUGAAAAUCUACAGGGCCAAGUAUCUCACUUCUUAAGCUUCAUGUCAUAUCGUAAUUAGCCGCCGGUGCUUUUCUUAUCCUAUUUUGUUCUCCUGUGCUUGAUUUCCAUCUAUUGACGACGGGCAAUAAAUGCCAGCAGG